UCAAACAUGACUUUAGAUCCAUAACCUAAAAUUUAAGUAAUAAUAAUAUUUGUAAAAACAUGUACAAAUUGAUACGAUCUUUAAGAAAUUUGCCCGCAACUGGUGGUGUUCAAGUUGCGAGAUGCAGCACGAGCGAGAAGAAUGUUGUUCCCAAGAAGAUGAUGCCUGGAGAUUUGGUGAAGACUCCGAAAGUUACGAGGGAAGAAAUAGCCAGAAGUAAUGAGACAACUGCAGGUGACAUGAGCUGGAGAACCCCAUGGCACGAGAAAGAGGGUCAAUACUACAGCAUGCUCAAAGCCUUCUACUCAGAAGAUAAUCAAACCAAUGUGCUUAAAAUGAUCCAGCAACCGAUCAAUUUGACUCCCAACAGUAUAAAGAAUUGGUUCGCAAAGAGGAAGGUGAAAACCAAUAUAGCUUUGCAGCAGUACAUACCGGAGAGGAAUGCAACUUUGGGCAAUGAUCUGGCCGCAGCUCAUUUCACUGUGUACAGGGGUGGAGCAGUGAAAUUCUUUGACAGUGAUAAAUGGAUAAAGGCCAAUAAAUUCAAUGAGUAUGAUCUACCCACUAUAUUCACUGAAGACUUGUAUCUGCAGGCAAUCGAUUGCACUGACAUGGAUUUGUAUUACGAGGGUUUGAUUAACUUCAAGGAAUUGCAUGGGGUGGAAUGGCUGAGUCUGAACGGUUGCCAGAAUCUGGAUGAUUGGGCUUUGGACAGAGUUGGCCAUGUAUUCAGUCACAGCCUGCUGUAUUUGGAUUUGAGGAAUAUUCCCUUGAUCACCCACAGAGGGAUUGGGGCUUUAUCGAAGAUGGAUAAAUUGAAGAUCCUCUAUGUGGACAACAUAUUUGCAUCUCGAGAAUUCGAGAUGACCUGCCUUAUGUUACAAGAAUUGAAACCUGAUCUAGACAUACGCGUCGAGUGAUGAAGUAUUAUAAAAUUAUUUAUUUUGCUUAGGAUUAAUUAACCUGGCGACAACAAUAAACAUUAAAUGUAUAUAAAAAACAAA
This is a messenger RNA of Nicrophorus vespilloides, 1004 nucleotides long. Its product is annotated as ATP synthase subunit s-like protein. NCBI's taxonomy places the organism in Eukaryota, Metazoa, Arthropoda, Insecta, Coleoptera, Silphidae. The transcript has a single exon. The coding region runs from base 60 to 920 and encodes 286 amino acids. The record is from RefSeq and is a predicted model, not a curated record.